UGUCCCAAAACCUGUCCCGGCGACAUGUUCUGCGGGAAUCGCCGUAUCACUAACGGGGAGUUCCGAACGGUCCGGGUCGUGGAAGCGGGUCGCAAAGGCCGGGGACUCGUCGUGGAAGAAGACGUCGACGUCGGGGAUAUGAUUUUGGAAUACGUCGGCCGCGCGGUGCCCCAAAAACAACUCGCCAAGUACUUUCGACGUUACCAACACGAUCGUCGGUUGUACAUUAUGAGUUUGGGAGACGGUAUUUACAUCGACGCACGCUCGAAGGGAGGUCUGGCUCGGUAUAUUAACCACUCGUGUGAACCCAACUGCCAAGUCCAGCGCUGGAAGGUCAAGGGCGUACUACGUGCCGUCGUCGUCCCGACCCGCAGCCUCUCUGCCGGUACGGAACUCACGUUUGAUUAUCAGUGGGAACGACAACGGGGAAGGGCCGCCACCAAAUGCUACUGUGGGACGCCGUCGUGUCGAGGGACGCUGGAAGUCAUCCCC
Messenger RNA from Phaeodactylum tricornutum CCAP 1055/1, 492 nucleotides. RefSeq lists its product with no specific name. The annotation marks the transcript as partial. Gene Ontology annotation, biological process: regulation of DNA-templated transcription. Gene Ontology annotation, molecular function: histone H3K36 methyltransferase activity; protein binding. The transcript has a single exon. Lineage: Eukaryota; Bacillariophyta; Bacillariophyceae; Surirellales; Neidiaceae. Gene Ontology annotation, cellular component: nucleus; chromatin. The record is from RefSeq and is a predicted model, not a curated record.